Molecule: messenger RNA, 915 nt
Organism: Giardia duodenalis
Lineage: Eukaryota; Fornicata; Diplomonadida; Hexamitidae
Exons: 1
Coding region: 1-915 (304 amino acids)
Source: RefSeq, a predicted model, not a curated record
AUGGCAGACGUUUUUGAGUUACACGUCUAUUUCGACGACAACUACUUCUUCAUAUCUAGAGCAAGGUCCGGCAUCACUGUAGAUGAGUAUUGUCGUCAGCUGGAAUUCGAAUAUUCCCUUUUGUUUACAGAACAUGUUUCAAUCUUUGGUAUUCAGGACGCCGAUCACGCUGAUCUACCCGUCACCGCAACUCUAUCCCACGUCAUUACAGAUAACAGUGCUAUUUUCCCAAUACGGUCAGUCGUAACAUGCAGCCCAACGCGCUUAGCAAUUCAGCUUUUGACCCUCCCCCACAUCGGACAGCUGGACGCAAUGCAACCAAAGGAACAUCAGUACAAACACCAUAAUCCAGAUAGGUGCAAGCCCUAUUGCCAGCCACUGGCUCCCUUUGGUUGCUGCAAUGAGAUAUGCACCACCUGCGGAGAGGUAAAGGCUUACUUGGCAACCACCGGCAACUACUGCACGCCCUUCUGUUACUCGUCUGAGGUACGGAAGCAGAAGUCACAAAAUAUGGACUUCUGCUCCAUCUGUUUGGGGCGUGUCCGGCAAGGAAAAUAUGUUAAGAAUUGUAUGCACCAAUGCGCGAUCUGUCACCGCCCAUGGUUGAUUUUGAACAGUGCAGGGGUCUGUCGCACUUGUCACUGCGUGAUCACUGGCUCUUCCUCCAAGCUGGGAUCUAAGAAGGACCGUGAUCGCUCUAUAACCAAGGAACUCAUCAAACGGUCCGACAAGAGGGAGGAGAAGUCAUCCUUCAAGCCAAACCCUAUCGUCGUUGUGGGUGAAGGAGCGAUUGACCCUUACAGUCUCUCAGAGGUCCGCGAAAGUCGGCGUCUGAGCCAGGAGAUUGUCAAGGGUGGUUAUGGAGACCUCUCACGUGUGGCAAAGCGUGAGGCACUACUAAAGCUGCAUGGAUAG